Molecule: messenger RNA, 550 nt
Organism: Hordeum vulgare subsp. vulgare (domesticated barley)
Lineage: Eukaryota; Viridiplantae; Streptophyta; Magnoliopsida; Poales; Poaceae
Exons: 2
Coding region: 116-550 (144 amino acids)
Source: RefSeq, a predicted model, not a curated record
CCCCGCCCCCGCCCCGUCCGCCUCCGGCUCCGAUUCGUCCGUCCAGGACCUCCUCACGCUCGUCUACUUCGGCGCCCUCUUCGACGUCAAGCCGCAGAGCGACUUCAUCGCCACCAUGGCCGCGCGCGAGCACGAGCGGAGCAGCUGCAUCACCUACGACUGCGUCGGGGACGACACCGUGGACCUGCUCGUGGAGGGCGACCUCGACGUCGUGUCCGCUGUGGCCGCCCUCGCCGCGGCUCGCCCUGCUUCCGCGGUCGGCGUCUCCCACCGCGACGCGCUCCAGGCCUGUGCACACCAUGCCCGCUUAUGGCUCGCCCGUGCCGACGAGCCCAUCCACCCUGGCUCCUCUGUUACUUAUGCUGCGGUGAGGGCUAAGCUGGACAGGAUCAUGGCAUCAGACUACUACACAACAGCUGCAGUUGGAGGCUAUGGAGCUGAAGGUGUGCAGGCACAGGAGAGUAUGGCUGCCUCACCAGAGGCAUCGGCAGUGGAAGAGAGCGGCGCCGGCGAGGCGCCCAAGGUGAGGUCAUUCCCGCUGAAGUUGUGA